Molecule: messenger RNA, 4400 nt
Organism: Daucus carota subsp. sativus
Lineage: Eukaryota; Viridiplantae; Streptophyta; Magnoliopsida; Apiales; Apiaceae
Product: PHD finger-containing protein 1
Exons: 13
Coding region: 3390-4172 (260 amino acids)
Source: RefSeq, a predicted model, not a curated record
ACGCCAUAGAAUUAUGACAGAAUUAUGUCUGAAUGAAUAUUCACUGAGACGCUCAAACAUGUAAGUAGAUAAUCCUCAAUCCCUGUAACUGUGUUAACAAUACAAGAAAAUGUAGUAGAGAGUGAAGUAGUCAGGAAAAGAAUCAACCCAUUUUGUUUACUCUCCAUUGACACCCAGUCAAUUCCUUUAUCACCAUUCGCCAUCAAGAUGAGAUUUUUAUGGUAUAAGGUCUGCAUACAUUUGGCUUGCUGCUGCUUAUGGCUGCUUUCGAGUAUAAUGCAUGUGGUAAUUCCUCAAUCCUUCAGGUAAUUUUCCAAUAUCAUUGUGGAAAUGGUCUUAUAGAUAGCAACACUAGGGCAACAUCAGAAUACAUCUCUGACUUGUAAGCCGCCAUUCCAACCAUGUAUGCCAUUUUUUCAAAGGCCUAAAUGUGUGUCACUAAGAGUUUGAAAAGAAAAUGAAGAUGAUCGUCUGUGUGUGAUAUAAUGGAGGUACAAAAGUGGUCUCCAAGUUUAUGCCAAAUUUCUUAUCUUCAGACUUGAUGCGGUUAAGGAAAAUGUGAUUGUGCAGACGACAUAUCUUCUCGAGUUGGUAGAACUAAUAGCAUGCACAACAGAGAACACAGUUUAUCAUUACCAUUAUUACAGGGUGUAGUAACAAUUCAAUGGGUAUGAAAUCUAUGUUACUCGGACUCUUCAUUUUGUCUAGAAGUACCCGUGUCGGACACUCGACAUUCGGACAUAGACACUUGGACUAGGACACUUAUUUUAGGCCAAAAACAUGUAAAUUUUUCAGAAUAUUACCGAGUCCGAGACAUAGACAUGUAUCCAUGUCCGACACUUCUAGCCGAGUCUAAGUAACAUGUUUCUAGACCUGUUAUUUAUUUUCUCUCUUUAACUCUUUUUCUUAGCCUAUAUUGGUAUGACCCUGAUGUUUUUAGAAAAAAGUUUUUUAAGUUAUAAGUAGUUUUAAGAUGUUAUCUAGGAGCAAAAGACUUCUUAAUGAAGCUUGGUCAUAGGGCAGAACGGAAAUGACCUUUACUGAAUUUUAAUCAACACGUCUCCCUCUGGGUGUACUAGUCCCCACAAUGAUGUUGAGCAUAAGUGGAUCUGUUAGUAUUGCAAAUGUUUAGGAAGUGCUUUACUUGUAUACUGUGCAGUUAUUGGCUGUCUCUGGCCCAACAGUGCAUGCCCUGUUCCUUUUUGCACUCAAAAUUUUAUGUAUUUAACACGAAACAUGAAGUACUCUUGUAAGCUUGCGAUAUGCUUCAUUGAAACUGAUUAUCACUUCCCACAGCUAUAGUCUGUAAAUUAUAGUUUCCAUUCUAUGCUCGAUCAGUUAAUAAAAUUGUACCUGUACCAUAUCCAAAAAUUAAGCAAACAGUAACUCAUGAAUCUUGAUAGUUGAUUGUGUUUUGUACUUUAUUCAUUCCACAGGAAUGGUCCUGCGAAAGAUUGCUUGUGGAGCUGAAUUCAGCAUAAACCUGUUUGCAUUUUGUUAUACUGCCUAUACAUUUCAAUUAAUUUAAGAAACAUUAUUGUUUGCAUCUGCUUUUGCUGAUUUUCAUAUUUCAAGUUUUGUUGUUAUACUUAUAUAUACACUCAACGGUUUUGUAUUGCCCAUCCCAUUUAUGAGUUGUGUAGAAACCCGUGUAACCUGUUUACAAAUCUCUCACGGGAUACCUACCAUUCUUCAUUUGUUCCUCCAAUAAGUUUUUCUGAGAUUAUGCUUAAUCUACAUAUUAUGUGGUCCUUGUUGAGAGACGGUAUAAAGCACGAGUACUACCAAUAAACCAUUGGUACUACCAACUGAGUUUUUCUUCUAGCCAUACCUUUUUCUAUCUUCAUAACAAAUUUCUUAAUAUACAUCUUUUUAGUCCUCAUUCUCACUUGAGUGCGUUGCUCAACAUGAAAGAGAUGUGGAGACUAGACAGGAAACAAUGCUCUUCAUCUUGGUUCAAUCCAGAGAAUUAAAUGACAAGGUGGACGACGGAGAAGAUGAAAUUAUAAACUCUAAUGAGGAGAGAAAAGGUUGGAUUACCAAAGGAAGUUUAGUUGGUAAUGCCCGUGUACCAUUUCUCAACAUGGGAAACAUAUUAAGUAUAUUUACCAGAAACUUUUUGAAAACUAAUUUUAGGUACAGAUGAAGGAUGGUUGGUUACGCUAAAGAGAGGUUCACAAACAUUAAAAACAGACUUGUGGUUGUGGUUGUGGUUGUGGUUGUAUAGUAAUUCAUGAGCAUGACCAGCCUCAAACUUGAAUGUACAAGACGCCGAGUAGGUAAAAAAGGCAUUUACUCAAAUCUUAUGUUGUAUUGAUCUUUAAAAAAAAUAGGAAUGGAGCAUGUUUAAUAUUUAUGACGUACAUGGAUGAGUAACUAUUGAAAACAUAAAGUUGUGUAAACGGGUGAUUUGUAGGAUGUUAACAGAGACUAAAAGCAAACUAAAUCAAACCCUUACUUUGCAUGUACACUUAUGAUGCAGGUUUUACUUCUGUGCUUCUUGAAAUUGAGUUGGGAGUGUGCUUAAAUAAACUUGCAUGUCUUUUUGUUUUCACAUGCUUAUUUUCUCACAAAAACCAUAGGUGACUAAGAAAGAAUGUAAAGUGCAUUGUAUGUUUUCUGUAGACUGCAGUGGCAUCAUUGAGGAACUCGACUGUGGGGUGAUUAGGUGAUAUUCCUUUUACUUUUUAGAGGGUAAAGAGAAUAUUUUGAAUAUUUGUAGAAGAACAAUUAAAUAUGCAGUUUAAGAUGCUUCCUCCUAGUGAAUGCUAUACUGUUAUCUUUCGAUAUAUAUGCCCUCAGAGGAACGGUAUCGCUCUGUGUUUUUAUUCAACCUGAGGAGGUAAAUUUAGACUUGUUAUGAAAGACUACUAGUAGAUUGCUCUGUGGGUUUAAGCAUAUUUCUUCUGUUUGUAGCUCAAGAAGAGGUAUUUCUCAACUACUAAAAUACAUGGAACAUGAGGAUUUACUGAUGCAAUCAUGUAUGGAUGGCAGAGAGUUACUGGUGUUUCUAUCAACAAUCCUGCAGCAGAUUCUCAAGGUCGUGAAAGGUUGGAAAUCAGGGAUACCAACUUGGAAUGUUGGUAUUAUUGCAAAAUGUUGAGGAUGGAUAGUUGGAUACGACUUUGCAAAGAUGACCCAUAUUUAGCCCCCCUCUUAGUGGAUUUCUGGAGCCGCCGCUGCGUCAAAGGCUUAGCAUUGUGUCAACAAGUGAUAUCUCUAAGACAAGUGUGACCGAGAAAAGAUACGAGUGUGUUUAACGCAUCUGGUGUAAUCUCUUUUAAGUUUCAUCUUCAUCAGUACAGAGGCAGAGGCUGUCAAGAGGAUCCAAGGUCAUUGCAUUAGCUCAGAAAAGAUAUAGCGUGAUUUUUGAUCUCUUAAACGUUGCUAUGGAUUCCCAUCUGUUGCCCAUCCGUAAAAGAAGGUCAACCUCAGAAGCACUACAAGAUGGACGCCGCAGGCGAGUUACUUUUGCUGACCAGAUUUCGACAAUAUGCCAUUAUAGUGGAACUGAGGGCUCAGUCUCUAGACUUGAUUUUGUCGAUGCAUGUGGCGGUGGAGAUGUGGUACCUUCUCCAGUUAGUAGAACUAGAACCAGUAACAAUUCAAUAGGUGUUCAAUCUCAGACGGCUUCCAAUCAUUGCAGCCCUAAGAGUGGAGAAGGCAGUAAGCAAACUAGUGUGCCUACUUAUUUAUUCCCGAAGAAUGCUCCUGCAUUAGAGCGUGCAUGGUGUGGCAUCAUGGAGGUUGAUGGUAUGAAGAGGUUGUCUGUAAAAAUGACCGCUCAUUUAUCUGCAAUAGUUUCUCGCAACGCUUUUGAAUUAUCGAAGAAGAUGAACCCAGAACUGCAUUCCCAGUUGCUUCCUCGUACAAAAUGCCAUCCUGAUAUUUUUCAGGAGUCAUGCCCCAACCGAGACGACAUCGCUCUGUAUUUUUAUCCAUCCAGAGAUGAAAGGGCAAAUGGGAAGUACUCUGAACUAUUAAGAGGCAUGGCAGAUAAUGAUUUGAUGAUGCAUGCUCAUAUUGACGGUAUAGAGUUGCUGAUGUUUCCAUCAACAAUCCUGACGGCUGAUUCUCAAACGGUAAACAAUAGUUACUUCAUCUGGGGCCUCUUUUACCGUCGAGCUAUGGACCAAGGGACACAAGAAAGUUCUGGUGACUUGAAGCGCUGAAGAGUUUCUUGGUCGUCAUGUAAUAGUCUAAUGAUGUAACAUUAGUAAGGAGUUGUGAGAUUGUAGUUGAUAAAACUAUGAUGAUUAUGUUUUUGUUUUGAAAUUUACUUUUAGUUUUGCAUGGAUUAGAUUUUGAAAUUUGCCUUCUUUUCUGGUCACCGAAGGCCGCAUGGAUGUUUAUUGUGGUGACUCGGAAAAAUUUAAUAAUUAUUUAUUUGUUGUUAUUAA